Molecule: messenger RNA, 744 nt
Organism: Fomitiporia mediterranea MF3/22
Lineage: Eukaryota; Fungi; Basidiomycota; Agaricomycetes; Hymenochaetales; Hymenochaetaceae
Exons: 6
Coding region: 1-744 (247 amino acids)
Source: RefSeq, a predicted model, not a curated record
AUGGCCGGGGAUCGGAAACGCGGGGUUGCAGACGCUCAAGGAGAACCUUCUUGCGUACAGUACCAUACGUACACACCACAUCCCGCACUUACGCGCUCAUCGAGUAGUCAACGCCGGAACGAGUCGCGAUCGCACUUGCAGUGUGGAGGCGAUUCAUUCAAAACAUACACGUAUGAUUUGAAUAACGAUGACGAAGAUGAACUCGUGAGUAUACACGCCUGUUUUUGGGCUGUUGAAGGUGCCGUACAGCACGAAGCCUCAUUCGAAAUUUUCACGGGAAAAUUGCCUUGUACCGCCGACGCAAUCUCGCAAACUGAGACACGGGAACACUCCGAGAUCAUCGAACCAACAGACGAGCCUUCCAACAUGAAGCUGGAUAAAAGCGAAAGGCUACCUAACGAAACACCGACACAGGAGGCCCAGGUCACUCGUGACCUCGUUAUAGGUAAUUGCAUCUAUGACAGAAACCUUCACAAAUUGCUUGUACACCCCUGUCCAUGUGGAUCACUUCCGGCAAAUAUCCCUUCCCCUACAACACCUGCUGAGACACGAGCUACAAGGCGUGGUCGGCGAGGUGCAAAGGGACGGAGACGAUCAACUCCAGCAAUUACACGUAUCUUUGUUAUCCGUUCUUCAGUAGAACGCCACAUCGAAGCUGAUUCUGAAGCCCCUACUCGCACAGACCUAGACACGGAUAAGCCGGGGAUCAGGGUUGGGGAUACCACACCCGAUGGCUUCUGCUAG